AUGGAGGACAGGACGGCUUCGGGCAGGGUGGACCGGCUGGCGACCACCAGCAUCGAGACCAGGGAGCCGCUGUUAGAGGGCCACACUUUGGUACCUGCGCGUAGCUUAGAGUCAGUGCCGCAGCCAGCUGACGCAGACGCAACCCGCCCUGCAGCCUCGCGAAGUACGCAACGGGAUCAGCCCUCGGCCUCUGGCCGCUUCUACCGCCCUUUCCAUGCCUUUGCUGACGACGGCGGCAAAGCCGGCGCAGCCGCUGCAGAAAGUCGCGAGGGCCCCGUAUUAACGCCUGACGUAGGCCACGCAGUGGAGGACAUUAUGCUCUUCGCCGACGAAAUGCAGCGCGACCUGGCAAAUCACGGGCUCCUCCUACUGCGGCGAGGAGAGGAGAAUCAGCGGUCGCGGAAGCCCGGGCUAAUGGCGCGACUCUUUGGCGCACGGGGCUUGGAUGACAACAGGCUCGAGGCUGGAACAG
Volvox carteri f. nagariensis is the source of this 472-nucleotide messenger RNA. RefSeq lists its product as uncharacterized. The record is from RefSeq and is a predicted model, not a curated record. The transcript is spliced from 3 exons. The annotation marks the transcript as partial. NCBI's taxonomy places the organism in Eukaryota, Viridiplantae, Chlorophyta, Chlorophyceae, Chlamydomonadales, Volvocaceae.